This is a messenger RNA of Colossoma macropomum (tambaqui), 8393 nucleotides long. RefSeq names its product DENN domain-containing protein 4B-like. Gene Ontology annotation, cellular component: cytoplasmic vesicle. The transcript is spliced from 29 exons. Gene Ontology annotation, molecular function: protein binding. Lineage: Eukaryota; Metazoa; Chordata; Actinopteri; Characiformes; Serrasalmidae. Gene Ontology annotation, biological process: regulation of Rab protein signal transduction. The record is from RefSeq and is a predicted model, not a curated record. Bases 404 to 4858 code for a protein of 1484 amino acids.
CAGCGGCUCUUCACUAAGUACGACCUGCUGUGCGUGUGUUUGGGUCUUAUUAUUAUUUUCUCUUUUUUUCCGAUGGCUGAAGCUGGCAGAUCUUCUAACAGCCGUACGGGAUCAUCAAGAGAAACGAGGCCGUGUUCUCCUCUGGCUUGAACCUUCUAAAGAAAAGUGAAACCAGCACAUUUUGUUGUUUCUUCUUUGCUUACCCUCACUCAUCCCGCAGCAGCAGAAGUCGACCUCUCCUCUCCUCUCCUCUCCUCUCCGCCGUGUUGUGUUGUGGUCUGUUCAGGAGCCCCGGAAUGGACGUGCAUGCCUUCAACAUGACCUAAAUCUGCCCAGAGAUGUCACUUACACCGCGUUGUCUGAGUUGACAGCACAGGUCGAGUGUGGUGGGUAGAUAGACGGUAUGACUGAGGAGAGAUGUCCUCAGUUGGUGGAUUAUUUCGUGGUGGCGGGGCUGGCGGGUGACUCUGCUCCAGAUGAAGAGUGUCAGCAGAGAGGUGGGCGUGCCGCGGAGCCCGUCACUGACCUGGCCGUCAUCGCCCGCGGCCUCGGCGAGGAGGUGCCCGAAGGCUUCACAUGCAUUGAGAAGACGCAGGGCGGCCACUCGGCCGAACUCAGUGCCGGCCUCAUCAACAACCCACACAUGUUCUUGUGCUACCGCAGAGGCUACGACAAACCACCCAUUCUAGAGCUGGGUGUUCUGUAUGAGGGUAAAGAGCCGGUGAAGCAGGGUUGGCAGGUGAUGGAGACGACACCGUACAGCCGUUCAGCCAGCCUGAGCUCAGGAGGACCCACCACCCACCGGACCUUCCUCAUGUACCGUCGAGCCCCCGACUCGCAGGCCCUCAAUACACUGGGCGUCACCGACAUCUCUCUGCUGAUGCCCAGCAAGGGCGAGGUGGCCCUACACACCUUCUGCAGAGUGGAUAAGAACCUCAACACUGGCAUGUGGGGCCCAGCGCUGUACCUCUGCUAUAAGCGUUCUGUAGCCAAAGCCAACGCCCUAGUGUAUGAGGCAGGUUUGAUCAGCCGCUAUCCUGAGGACGAUCUGGAGUCGUUUCCUCUACCAGACUCUGUCCCGGUCUUCUGCCUACCUAUGGGCGUCACCGUGGAGAGUUGGCCGCUUAACACCAAGUACCAGCUGCCUGUCUUUUCCACUUUUGUUCUCACAAGUGCUUCUGGAGACAAGGUGUAUGGAGCUGCUAUCCAGUUUUAUGAGGCAUACCCACGGGAGGCUCUGUCUGAGAGGCAGCGGGUGCGACUGGGAUUGGUCAGCGUAGUUGACCGCCGGCCCAUCACUAACCGUACAGUACAGGUGAAGAAGAGCGUGUGUGUGCUUUCACACUGGCCUUUCUUCACCGUCUUCCAGAAGUUCCUCACAUUCGUCUAUCGGUACUCCAUCUCUGGACCUCAUGUGCUGCCUAUUGAAAAGCAUAUAUCCAGCUUCAUGCACAACGUGCCCUUUCCCUCCCCUCAGCGCCCACGCAUACUGGUGCAGCUGUCUCCAUAUGACAACCUCCUGCUGUGCCAGCCGGUGUCCUCGCCCUUACCCCUGAGUGGGGCCAGCUUUGUGAAGCUGCUGCAGAAUCUGGGCGCAGAGAAUGCAUGUGCUCUUCUGCUGGCCGUACUCACAGAGCACAAGCUGCUGCUGCACUCCCUGAGGCCGGACGUGCUCACAUCAGUCAGCGAGGCCCUGGUGUCGAUGACGUUUCCGCUGCGUUGGCACUGUCCGUACAUCCCGCUGUGUCCUCUGCGGCUGGCGGAUGUGCUGUGUGCCCCCAUGCCCUUCAUUGUGGGCGUUCACUCCAGCUACUUUGACUUGUACGACCCCCCCUCAGAUGUGGUGUGUGUGGACCUUGACACCAACACCAUUUUCCAAUCGGAAGAUAAGAAGCCCUUGUCAUGGAGAUCUCUACCCAGGAAACAUGGGAAAAUCCUGCUCAACUCCCUCACCAACCUGCACAAAACUCUGGAAAAAAUCUGUACCCCUGGUCAAGAGGAGGCAACUCUGGAGUUCUUGCUGACAGAUUAUGAUUUGAUCUAUGGGCGUCAGAAGCAGCUGGAGCUGGAGAUCCAGGAGGCCUUCCUGCGCUUCAUGAGCUGCCUGCUGAAAGGCUACCGCUCCUUCCUCCUGCCUAUCACUCAGGCUCCUUCUGACAGAACCACCGACUGCAGCUCCCUCUUUAACUUGCAAGGUUUCCUGAAGUCACGAGAGCGGACACAGCAGAAGUUUUACUCUCAGCUCACCAGGACUCAGAUGUUCACGCAGUUCAUAGAGGAGUGCUCCUUCGUCAGUGACAGACACGCAUGCCUGGAGUUCUUUGACGAGUGUGUUCAGAAGGUGGAUGUGGAGAAGCCAGAGGAGGUGAGGCUGAUAGAUCUUGAUGAGGCUCACAGUGGAGAGCACACAGUGUUUAUAAUGCCACCAGAGGAACCUCAGGAACCUGACGGCUCAGAGUGUCCUGCACUCUACAGCUAUGAGACAUUUCCUAUCCUGCAGCCUGAGUUGUUCGACCGGCCGCAAGACCAGCUCCGCACCCCAGCUAAGGGAAGUGCCCCGAACAGCCCUGCCCCUCGUCGCACUAAACAGGAAAUCAAGCUUGCGCAAAAGCGGGCUCAAAAGUACUCCUCAGUACCAGACAUGUGGUCCAAGUGCCUACUGGGCCACUGUUAUGGCCUGUGGUUCAUUUACUUGCCCACAUUUGUGCGGGCCGAGAGCAACAAGGUACGCGCCCUGCACACGGCCUAUGAGGUGCUCAAGCAUAUGGAGACACGCAAAGUGGUGCUGCCGGACGAGGUGUGUUAUCGGAUCCUGAUGCAGCUGUGUGGGCAGUACGGACAGCCUGUGCUUGCUGUCAGGGUUCUGCUGGAGAUGAAGAAAGCUGGAAUCACUCCUAACACCAUCACAUAUGGAUACUACAAUAAGGCUGUGCUGGAGAGUAAGUGGCCAUCCACCAAUCAGGGAGGUCGUCUUCGCUGGGCCAAGCUUCGCAAUGUUCUGUUGGCUGUGGCACACUUCAGGCAGCCAAUAAAACACAGACAAAAGAGUGACUCUGUUAGCUCCAGACAAGGUGACUCCAACUGUAAUCUCCGUCCACACUCCACUCUUAUUCGCCAGACCAGCUGGAGUGGUUUGAGUGAAAGCUCAAGCCAUGAAUCAUUGACUGGUCCACUCACUAAGAGCAACAGUCUGAGCAGUAUGCGAGCUGACAAGUCUAAGUUGUCUAGACAAGCAGUGCUGAAUGCAGGUAUUGAUGACCCUGCUUCUCGAAAGCCUCCUGUUUACCGUCGAGAUACCACCACACCCUCUCCACUGCCCCCUACUGACCGUAUCCUUGUGCGCCGCAGUGAUGUCUGCCUGUCUAACUUCUACAAGGAGUGCGCUGAGCCAGAGACAGACUGCCGAUGCCAGCCGACUGAGAGAGAUAGCAGGCCUGCAGAGCAGCGGGAGACACUGAACCGGAAGGCGGUGGACGAGAACUACAAUAACGUGUCGUCUCCAAGCCGUGGGCUGGCCGGUAAACUGCAGCAGCUGCUCACUCCCACACGACACCGGGCCUCAGGACGCCGUGCAGCCAGCAUGGACGACCGGCGACUCGGCGCUAAUGGCCACUCGCGCAAAGCAGAACAGAGGCAGUCCCGCAAAGCACAGGUGGCUGAAAGUCUGUUGAAGGCCAAAGAGCGACUCUACAAUGCCACUUCUGAGAGCUCAUUAUCUGUGGGGAGUGACAUUGACCUGACAGAACCCCCAAAUUCAACUUUUUCGCUCAGGAAGUCAUGGGAUUCUGCCCAGGAAGGGGCUGGGCUUGAGGUGGUGAUGUCGAGCUGUAGUCUAUGUCGGAGCUGUAACUCACUAGUGUACGAUGAGGAGAUAAUGGCUGGCUGGACUUCAGAUGACUCCAAUCUUAACACCAGCUGCCCCUUCUGCUCAGCUUCCUUUGUGCCUCUGCUUAAUGCUGAGAUCUGUGACAUGGGGCCCGUCAGCAGUCUAGAACGUAGUAACUUAAACUUGGAGGGUGAGGUGGAGAGUGCAAUGAGGCCCCCUGGUGGUCCUGAUGUCUUCCUGCAGCACCUGCAUAAUGGAGUGAAUGAGCAUGACUCCAGUUCAGAGACCAGCACAUACUCUGAGAGCAGCAGUAACACUGUGAGCUCAUCCCUGGGUGGGACCCCUCAGGUGACGGUGGCAUACCUGAGCCCUCUGGUGUUACGUAAGGAGCUAGAGAGUCUGUUGGAGAAUGAGGGAGAGAGCGUUCUCUCUCAGGUCCAGUUGCUGGUCAGCCACUCCAUCCUAUUCUGGAACCUAGCGUGGUACUUCACUCGCCUCGGCCUUCCCAGCAACCUGCUGCAGCUGGUGCGGGUGUCACCAUUAGCCUCGCAGUUUUCACAGAGUUCAGAGAACACUUCAGUAAGGGUGAAGUUAUUGUGGGACACGUUGACACCUGAUACGGAUCACUGGCCCCCUCUCUAUGUGCUCUGGAGAAUACACAGUGGUGUACAGAUGCGUAAUUACAGCUGGCGCAGGCACAACCACCCCUUCACUCUGAGCUUUCUAGAGGAAGUCCUGCGCUGGGUUGGCAUGAACGAGGUACACAAGGCCAUCACGCUCUUCCUGGACACUGUCGCAAAGCAACCCGGCACUCCCCGGAUACAGAGGAGUUUGUACAGGGAAUUCUUGUUUCUCACUCUGGCUGCUAUGGGCAAAGACCAUGUUGCUGCUUUCGAUAAGAAGUAUAAGGCUGCCUAUGCCAGGCUGAGUGGCUCUGUGGGUCGAGAGGAGUUGAGAAGGAAGAGGGCUCAGCCGCCCAGCCCCAAAGCUGUGGACUGUAGACGCUGCUUCCUGCUGCCCCUGGAGUGCUGAGGGCCUUAGACAGACUCAGACAUACACACAAUCUUGUUCUCCUAAAGCUCCUCCUCUCAGAGGCUGCCUUAGAAUGUGUUCUGUGGUCACUAACCUCUCUCCCUUGCCCACCCCUUGAGAACACACCUACACAUGCUUACACACUCCUCAGUAGAUCUUUAUUUGAUCAGAUCUUGAUUUCAGACUCGCGCAUCUCAGAGCUGCGGGCAGUGGAUGGUCAUUUUGAAGUCAUUUAACUACGCCAGCCCUGUGGUAUGGUACUAAGGGAAAACCUUGGGAGUUCCUUGCCACUGUCCACUCUGUGGUUCACUGCUGGAGAGAGCUGCUCACUUUGGUCAGGGACAUGUCAGUGUCGUUUGCACUCUGCUUUGGAUUGAAGCUGUGAAGUGUUUUCUGUUGUUCUAGCAUAAGCUUACUUAUCGAUUGCUUUAGCUGGGCGUUUCUGACCAGAUCUAUAUACCUAGGGUACAACUUAGAGGGUCUAAAAACUAGGUGUUGUUGAGCUCACAAACUAUAUUGAAACAAUAUUGAAACAAUACUGAACCCGCAAUGUCACUCUCCACUCGCUGUGUCUUGUCUUCGGCUUGACUCAUCCAGUCCAGAGCUAGACACAGAAGUCGUGUGCAUGAUUGCGUCAGUGACAUUCUGAUCUAUGCAUUUCGUCAACAUUAGCAGGGCCCUGCAUCACAAUGCCUUCUGCCAACCUCUGCACUCCUGGAUUUGUUUCACAAGAAGGCCUCUUUAACCCUCUACUCCUUACAAGCUUAUCGGCUGUGCAUCCUCAAAUCCUGCCUCUGUGGUGUGUGUGCGUGUGUAUGUGUCGCCAAACAGCCUUUAUUUUAAUGGGAAAAACCCUUUAAGCCCCACUCCCUGCCUGUCCCCAUGUAAAAUUUUGUUGACUCUCUGCACUUUGGGAUUCAGGCAGCAAUUCUUUGCCUAUAGAGCUGGAAGGGAGAGGAGAUCUUUGUGUAGAGGGGGCAAGUUCCAGACUGCUGGGCAAGAAGAGAAACCAUCUGACUAGAGGUUACAGUGUGGUACUGACUCUGAGGACGAAAACAGAGCAUGAUGUUUUUCUGAAAGCAGGAGCAAGGCAGCCAGCGGGGGCAGCAAGUGGCCCAGAGCAACCCAGGACAUAACUGAGGGAAAACCACUGAGAACAGUGCAGUGGAGUAGGACACAAACACUGGAGCAGCGUCCUGCUAAAGAGUCCUUUCCUUACCAAAAGACUUUACCUCCUUUUUUGUUUCAUUUCUCUUUGUUUGUGUUCAGUUUGGUUUUAUUGUUUUAAUUGCGUGUUUGAGGCUUGGUUUCAAUAAUGUCGGGGGACGUUUGGUCAGACUUCAGUUCAGUGACUGAGAGGUAAAGGAAAGAUUCAUAGUGUCACCCCUUUGUUUUCUUCUUGCUGUCCUCCGAAAGGUGGUUGUUGGCACCUUUUUGUGUGUGUGUCCUGUCUUUUGCUUCUGCUGCAGUAAUGCCCCGAAAGACUCAUAUCCCCGGCUCAGCCCUCUAGCACUGUGAGUGACUCCAUGUGAUUAAUGUGGCCUCAUAUGUUCUCAACCAGCUACACAGCCCCCCCACCACCAGGCAACACAGUGCUCAUGCAGAGUUGCCUUCAGAGUUAUGUUAAAUCCAUACUGCACAGCCAGAUAGAUUCAACCUUAAUGUCAAUAUCAAAGCUCAGGCAGUGUCAAUAUCAGCUCAGUAGCAAACAUGGUAGGGGUUCUGGAAUGCUGAGCAAGUUCUGCACAGUGAGAACUGCUGAGUAAAACUGAGCUUAAUCUCUUCAGUUUUGCUUUGGAGGGUAGCAGUCAAGCAGAUAAUACUUCAUUCCUGCAGAUGACCUGAGGAAUGCUUCUGUCAUUCUGGCUGACUGCCUGUUCUAAUGCAGUUGCUUUAGUAGGAGUUUACAUAGGUAGUAUUUAGCUUCAGCUCUAGACCAAGCACUAGGAAGAGAAAAGCCUUAGCUUUAGAACCCCUUGGUUGGGUGGACUUUGACUUUGGUCAACUAGCUAGUGAGUUGGCUAAGGCUACCUAGUAAAAAUGUUUGUGAGGUAGCUCACAUUAACGUUAGGAAAAUAAAAAGGUAAAGGUUAGCCAUUUCACCAACCUUCUUAGCUAGAGUAAAUAGCUCAUUCAACAUAAAAGGGUUAAGGUUAGCUACAACCCAGCCACAUUAGGUAGUUAGCUAGCUAACUGAAACACACUGAAUGACAAGAGUGAUUUUAAGCAGUUGUGUUUUUUUGUUUGUUUAUUUUGCUUAACAAAAUACUUUCUCUUAAAUAGUUAAUUUGUGCUACAAACUUUUAACCAACAUUAAUUUGAGCUACCUCAACGAUUCGGCUAGCCAGCUAACUUAGGUAGCACACUAGCUAGUUGCCUAACAUUUGCUCAAGCUGAGGCUUUGCCCAUUCUGAGGCUUGGUCUGUGGAGCCAAAAUGUCCUUUGGUAACAUACCAAAAUGUUGGCUAAAUCAUGGUGUUAUUGUGUUCUCCACUCUGCAUAUGGAAACCACCUCUAUGCUUAUCUGAGGCUACCCUCACAGUGUGUGAUAUAAUGUUUCUGUUGAACAUUACAUGUUUAUCCCUAGAUUAGCACCAAGGCCCCAAGAGCUUUCUGAAGUUUCUUCCAUCACUGUGGGCUCUAAUCAUUUAGCAAUAUUGUAAAGUUUCAUAGAAAAGUGCUUGGAUAAGCUGUGUUGCCAGUCUAGCUGAGAGGAUAUUGUAUUCUAUAGCUCAUCUCUGUGAUGUGAGCUGCAGUACUUUGGCCUUCGCCAUGUCCUUUCCCUCCACUCUCUGUAACUAAUACCUCUGUUUUGUUUCCAAUCUCUUUCUUUAAGCAAGCCAUUUGUGGCAUUGUUUAGAAGUCUGUGUAUCAUGUGAGUUAAAAGUGAUGAGUAUGAUGAGGGCCUGUACUGUAUAUUGGGUUUUGUGGGUGUAGUGACCUUAUACAGCAGAGCAAUGGAGUGCGUCUUGUGUUCAGUCCUGUUUUGAGUUUGUGAAGGAGUCUUGUCUGCUUCUCUGAAUAUGUGAAAAAAGGGAUGAAAAAAAGCUGUGAUAUAGAAAUAUAAUCAUUUCAUCAUAGUAGGAAGAGAGGCCAAGAUGGCAGCACCUAUGUUGUGUUCAUUUUAGUCUUAAUUUUAGGGGAGAAAUUUAAAAAGGCACUGAUACUAAUUUAUUAAUAAUUAGCUGCAUACUGGAAAAAAGAAGGGUCAGAAACUGUAGCUUGUUCCUGGCCAUGAAUGCGGUCAAUUUCGUCUGACUUUUCUGCAAUGUAUACUGAUGACCAGCAGGGGACAGCAUGCCAAAAGGAGUGUAACUAAAGGUCUGGAAUGAUUUCACUGUAUUUUAAUGCAUCUGACUGCAACACAUUAGGAGGAAAUCUGAGUUAGGACAGUUUUUAUUUUUUAAGGUUAAAUGGGGAAAAAAAUGCAGAGCUAUAUUUAAAGUGUCUUGUGUUCGCUGUAGUAAUUUAUAUAGAUGUGACUUCUGUUGUGAAUGUUGUUUUUUAAAAAAAAAUAAAUGGAAAAGAAUGCUCA